This is a messenger RNA of Solanum lycopersicum (tomato), 3141 nucleotides long. The record is from RefSeq and is a predicted model, not a curated record. Lineage: Eukaryota; Viridiplantae; Streptophyta; Magnoliopsida; Solanales; Solanaceae.
GAUCACCGGAAAACGACAAAGAAAAAUUGACGACGAGACUGGAAGAGGAAAAUUCUAAUAGGCGUAAGCGUGUUUAAAAGGCGGCACGAUCAAGCAAAUUCAUCAUUUGUUCUUCAUAUUUCACAUUUUUUUUCUGUUUAAACGGAGAAAAAUGAAUUGGGUUCAACGGAAAAUUUAUCUCUACAAUGUCACUUUUGGUUUGUACAUGCUCGACUGGUGGGAACGUUGUCUCUUCAAUAUUUUGGUGCUUGUGUUGCUAUGGUUUAUGUGUUACAACGGGUUUCGAUUUGCUUCUGAGCUCUUCAAUAGCGAAUUAAUAGAAUUUAAUAACCAAUGGCGGAUGCUAGCAAAAAGAGGGACAUUGGAUGGAAUUAUGGCACUCAAGGAUUGAAUAAUUUUGAAGAAGAAUAGAAUUUUAAAGUUUUGGUUUAUUGUAUUUUGAAUUGUUUGGUCUUUAAAGUUUUAGACAUUUUAGUAUCUACUAUUGGUUUUUGAAUUGAAUAUUUGUUAAUAUGUGUUAUUGCUAUUAAGAUUUUGGAUAAAAUAUGCAAUUAAAUAUUUUUAAUUUUUGGUAUUAAUUGGCACCUUUAUUCAAAAAGGCAAGCGCCUCGCCGCUCGCCUCGCCGCGUGGCGAGGCAGGCCCUUGUCGCCUCUCGCCGUCCACAACACUGGUGUGAGGAGAAUUAUAUGGUCUUAGUUUCAAAUCCCAAGUGAAAUCCUACUGAAUCCAAAGGAAUUUAGCUGGAAAAAAUAGUCAAGCUAAAGUUGCAAAAUCAUGACAUCUGAAUGAACCCAAUUCAUGAAUACUCCAUUUGGCAAUCUGUUGUUCUUCAAAUUUAUGUCAAUUCUCCAUUGACCACCAUUGUCUAUAAAGCUACACCAAGUUCUGAUAUUUCUCUUGUUUCCUGAUUUAGUUGAUAUGAUUUAAGAUAGAUUUAAGUUAUUUUAUAGUAAUUUUAAUUAGUAGUACCUUGUUAAUAGAUGCAGAUUAUUUUUGUAGUAACCUUUCAUGAGGGGCCUAACUUUCUUCUUUGAUGAAGUAAGUUGUUGCAUUUCUGGCGUCAAGAAGAUGCAAUGGUUACAAAAGAAGUAAUGUUAGCUCCAAUACAUUUGUCUAUGCUAGGACUGGGAACUAACAAAAAACAAACAAGAAGGGACAGUGUCUGGACAAAAAAAAAUGAGACUAUGCUAAAAUGCAAUUAAGCUGUUAGCUCUAUAUACCAAAAAAACUAAUCUAUGUGUAGGGAGCUAACAAAGUCCAAAAACUAUUCAGGGAAAUCUACGGGGGAAAGUUUACUUUAACUAAAGAGAAGUAGGAUACAUUUAGCCUUGAGAGAGUGAUUUGGAGUUGAUAUCACACCAUUAAAACAUCUGUGAUUCCUUUAUCUAUGCUAUCCAAAAAAUGCUUUCUGGUAUUAUAGUCCUGACUUUCCUGAUGGCUUUAUCAACUUUUCAUGAGCUCCAACAUUCACCUGCUUACUUCAGAUUUUGUGGCACCACUCAUUUAAGUCCAAAAAUAGAAUAAAACAUAUUUCAAAUGUCAUUUGCAACUGUACAGUGGAGCAGUGAGUGAUUGACUCUACUGUUUUUUGGGCAUAUUGCAUCUAGUUGUAAUUUGAAAGUUUCUUAUGACGAGGUUGUCCUGGAUCUAGCAUGCUCCAUGUUAUUCCUAGCCAGUUGUAGCAAAUUAUCUUCAUUGGUAACUUUGUCCUCCAAAUCAGCUUCCAAAUACCAUUGUGGGAAGUUAAUGACUGUAACCUUUUCUAGCUGUGACUAUUCCUUCUUUUGUAUGAUCCCAUUUUAGACUAUCUGGAUUCUGAUGCAUCACUAAUCACUGAGUCGUCCAAUCUUGUUAGGAGACCUAGGAGAUCUUCUCCGUCAUUGAUAUUCGUUCUAUAUAUAAUAUUCCAGCUUUCCCAUCGCUAAUGAUAAAUGGAUAAGUUAGUAUCCCAAAAAAAAAAUGGAAUAGUCGGAGGAAUUCUUUCAUUAGAACAGAGUUGCUUAGCAACUUAUAUAUUAGAAUUUCCAACUGAGAAAGAUUAUUCUGUAGAAAUUCCUCCCAUAGUUUGCUAAUAGUUUUCCGUAGACAUACCCCUGGAGGUGUUCUUUAAACUUUGGUGCACCAAUUUCCAUGCUUUGCUUUAACAACUAUCUUCUUUUUUUUAAACUGGUAAUGUUAUAUUCCUCAGCAUUAAGGUAUGCUGGAGAGCUCCAAAAAGGUAGCAACAAGCCGGGUAAUGUUGCUUUAACCACUUUCUUCCAGAGACAUCCUGGCUUUACCUCCAUAGCAUGUCAUUGUCAUGCAUUUGUCAUGAAUGGCUGGGUCUCUUAUUCCCAGACCCUCUUGAGAUAUUGGUUCAGUGACUUUGGUCCAUUUCACUGAAGUGAACUUUAUGAAAACUAUUAUUACCAACCCUGAGAAAAUUCCUCCUAAUCUUGUCUAGUUGCUUGAGAACCUUACCUGGUUUAGGAAUGAGACAUGUAGUAAGUAGGGAUGCUUUCCACAGAACACUGUUGACUAGUGUAACUCUACCUUCCGCAGAGAUACUGCAUUUUCCACGGUGCAAGCCUUUUCUCCAAGUUUCAUACUGUAUCCAAAUUCCAACAGCUCUGAAUUUAGUAAUGGAAGCCCCAGCUAUAGGUAGUUGGGAAAAUACAAUUACCGUAGUACAAAAGAUCUAUCAGUUAAGUCAAGUUUGACUUUGAAUUAGCGGAUACCUCACACUCUUCAACAUGUUGAGGUGAAGAUCUGAUGAAGCUUCAAAUAUUAAGAGCGUGAGAUCAAGUUUACGAACUUGGGUUAACUCUACUUGAAAAAAAAUCGAAGUACAUCAGCCUAGAGUAAGUAGCACUGAUUGAGUUCUUAGAAGCCCAAUCUCAAACCUUUUAACUAACUCAUUUGAACAAAUUUAUCCUACAUUAUUUUUAUAUCCCUCGAUAGCCAAGAUGAAGAGGAAAGUGAGAAGGGUCCCUCUGUCUAAGAUCCUUGAAAUCCUGCUGGAGAACUGGUAAUUUACACUGAGAACUUGACUAUGGAGAUGCUGAACUUGAUCCAUCUAACACACCUAUCACCAUACCUGAUUUCCCUUAGUAUAGAGAUAAGAUGUGACUAAUUUAGUUGAUGAAAAGCUUUCUCUAUAU